Ilyonectria robusta is the source of this 920-nucleotide messenger RNA. Its product is annotated as glutathione S-transferase. The transcript has a single exon. NCBI's taxonomy places the organism in Eukaryota, Fungi, Ascomycota, Sordariomycetes, Hypocreales, Nectriaceae. The coding region runs from base 160 to 828 and encodes 222 amino acids. The record is from RefSeq and is a predicted model, not a curated record.
AAUAAUAUUCCGUAUCACGUCCAGCUCACCGCAAUGAGUACAUAUGUCACUAUAAGUACUUCUCUUAAUCAUUUAUCUUAUUUGAGUAUACUGAGCGAGACCCCCACAUCUUUAACCUUUUCUUGAUUUAUCAUUCAAGAACUUCCUCGACUAUCAUCAAUGCCGAACUUGACACUCUACCUAGCCAACGGCUCGUGCGCCUUUGUGCCUCACGCCGUUCUCCUCCACUUUGGCAUCCCACACACCAUCGUACCCAUGAAAUUCGGGCCCGAGGGAAUCGAAUCCGUGGAUGGAACCAUCUCCCACGCUGAUUAUUUAAAAAUCCAUCACUGGGGAAGCGUCCCCGCUUUAGAUGUCGAUGGAGAGAUCAUUACGGAAGGGGUAGCCAUCGUCAACUACAUCUCAUCUCUUGUACCUGAAGCAAAUCUAUUCACGAAUGAUGAGGGCAUAGGCCGUGCGAGAGUAGCUGAAUGGCUCAAUUGGCUCUCUGGCACGUUGCACGGAGCUGGCUUCGGUAUGAUGGUUCGCCCUCGUCGGUUCACAGACGACCCGGCCGCCGUCGAACUUGUCCAAGGGAAGGGCGAGGAUCUUGUCGGGAAAUGCUUCACGAGGAUUGACACGCGACUCAAGGAUAGGGAUUUUGCAGUCGGAGAUGCAUUGACAGUUGCGGACUUUUACCUCUACAUAUUCUCCCGUUGGGGUAAAGAGCUCGGAUUUGACAUGGAGGCUGACUACCCAAAUUAUGUUAGGCUUGUCUGUCGCUUGGAGUCUGAAGAAGGGAUCAGUAAGGCAAUCAAGGCGGAGAACCUUGAGUUUCUCUAUUUGUGAUAUGAUUACAGCAUAAGAUGUCUACACUUAAUUGUAGUGAGCCAUUAUUUUGUAAAUACACCUUACUAGAAGAAAGAUACGUGAAUUCCAAC